CCGGAACAGACGCCCUGAGGUUCACUGCGCGUGCGCACUGUUCACUCUAUUCGAGAGGGAGACAUGGCGACGUCCCUGAUCUGCGGCCGUUUGACGGCUAGCCUGAGAAACUCAGGGGCCAGAAGCAAAAUCAACUCCGCAUCCAAGGUUCUGGGCGGCUCUUCGGCUCUGCUGGGAGCCCACGGCGCCCAGCAGCCCCCCCACCUGCAGCAGCAGCAGAGGAGCCUCUCGCUGCACGAGUACAUGAGCAUCGGCCUGCUGAAGGAGGCCGGCAUCUCGGUCCCGGCCGGCAUGGUGGCCAGCUCGUCAGAGGAGGCCUACGCCGUCGCCAAGCAGAUCGGCUCUAAGGACCUGGUGGUGAAAGCUCAGGUUCUGGCUGGCGGCAGAGGGAAGGGGACGUUCGAGGGCGGACUGAAGGGAGGCGUGAAGAUCGUUUACUCGCCGGAGGAGGCGCGGGACAUCUCCUCGCAGAUGAUUGGUCGGAAGCUGUACACCAAGCAGACCGGGGAGGCGGGUCGCAUCUGCAACCAGGUGUUCAUCUGCGAGCGCCGGUACCCGCGCAGAGAGUACUACUUUGCAAUCACCAUGGAGAGGUCCUACCAGGGUCCCGUGUUGAUUGGCAGCUCGCAGGGGGGCGUGAACAUCGAGGACGUGGCGGCGGAGAAUCCAGACGCCAUCGUGAAGGAGCCCAUCGACAUCGUGGAGGGCAUCAAGAAGGAGCAGGCCGUCAAGGUGGCUCAGAAGAUGGGCUUCCCCGCCGCGCUGGUGGACGAGGCGGCGGAGAACAUGAUCAAACUGUACGAGGUCUUCAUCAAGUACGACGCCUCCAUGGUGGAGAUCAACCCCAUGGUGGAGGACUCCUCUGGCAUCGUGAUGUGCAUGGACGCCAAGAUCAACUUCGACUCGAACGCCGCGUACCGGCAGCAGAAAGUGUUCGACAUGCAGGACUGGAGCCAGGAGGAUCCACGGGACCGGCAGGCCGCCAAGGCCGACCUCAACUACAUCGGGCUGGACGGGACCAUCGGCUGCCUGGUGAACGGAGCCGGUCUGGCCAUGGCCACCAUGGACAUCAUCAAGCUGCACGGCGGCACGCCGGCCAACUUCCUGGAUGUGGGGGGCGGAGCCACGGCCCAGCAGGUGACCGAGGCCUUCAAGCUCAUCACGUCUGACAGGAAGGUCCAGGCCAUCCUGGUCAACAUCUUCGGAGGCAUCAUGAGGUGUGAUGUCAUCGCCCAGGGCAUCAUCAUGGCUGUUACAGACCUGGACCUCAAGAUCCCCAUUGUGGUGCGGUUACAAGGGACGAGAGUGGACGACGCCAAAGCUCUGAUCGCUGCCAGUCCACUGAAGAUCCUGGCCUGCGACGACCUGGACGAGGCCGCCAAAAUGGUGGUGAAGCUCUCUGAGAUCGUGUCGCUGGCCAAGGAAGCUCAAGUGGACAUCACCUUCCAGCUGCCCAUCUAAACCACCUCGACCUUUGACCCCAAGUGACCCCCCAGCAUUCACUCCAGCACCCCCCCCCCCCCCCCCCCAAACUCCGUCAGACAGACAACAAGCUUCCUGUUCCUGAGAGAAAAGGACCUGCAGCGCAUCAGUUUCUCCUCUCUCUCUCUCUCUCUCUCUCUCUCUCUCUCUCUCUCUCUCUCUCUCUCUCUCUCUCUCUCUCUCUCUCUCUCUGUGGCAUGGUGGCUUUAGUUUGUGUUAUGGCAUACAGAUUCACACACACACACACACACACACACACACACUGAGAAGAUGGGCAAUUUUACACACAUUGUCUCCUUUUUUGUCGUACUUGAUCUCCACUUCCUGUCUCAGCCUCCACGCACGUCCUCCUCAAACCUACAGGCACUUAACAUGGAUACGCACAAUGCCCACACACACACACACACACACACACACACACACACACACACACACACACACACACACUCCAGGAUGGUCCUCAGUUGGGAGAGCUUGCUAGACUUGGAUCAGAAGGCGUGGGAAACCUUUUCUUUGAGUUAUGAUCCACGUGCUGCGGUCAGCCGCUUCAAACUCGCACAGUUUUGCGUUCUCGCUGGAAUCGACUGGAAUUGAGUUCAGGCUCGGCUUUAUAAUCUCAGCGAGGGAAGAUCAGUCAGCAGCCGCAUCUAAGAAAACACCAGAAAACACGACUGACUGGAGAAACCACGAUGUGAGCAGAGCGGCUCGACGUCACCUGAGAACAGAAAGGAUCAAAGGCUUCAGCACCUAACCCUAACCCUGCAGGGGAAGUCUCAUCUUCACAGGUCACAUCUGGUUUUUCCUCAAACAAAUGAAACAGUCUGCCAGUGGGAUGAAAUAAUCCCACUUGCUUCCAGUAUUUUCUUGGCUCAGGCGUCCGCCUGGUUGUUUCUGCUGGUUUCUGUGUUUCAGGUUCAGGUUUUGGUUGGAGAGCGAUCUGGGAUGGAUCUGUUCUCUUCCAGACUCAGAGAAACAAGCUCUGAUCUCAUUGCACAGGCUGGUUUUGUACAGCCUGUUUACUCGGGCCGGGCGGCCAUGUUGGAAGAAUAUCGUCUCUUCCUUCUUUCUGACUAAGCAGAAAAUAGAAAAGGAGGAUUUGUGAAGCGCUAAUGAAGCUUCACUUCCUUUUUGUUUCAGUGAAAACAAACAGCAGGACCCAGAUCCUUUGGUGCCAAUUCAGUCUGGAUUACCAUUCUAUAGUUACUGCAGUGUGAUUUAUAGAACACUGAACCCAGCUUUCUGCUGAGUCACAUCUGGGCCUGUAGUGCUGAGUCACAUCUGGGCCUGUAGUGCUGAGUCACAUCUGGGCCCGUAGUGCUGAGUCACAUCUGGGCCCGUAGUGCUGAGUCAGCGGUCAUGCCUCUCUACUCGUUUUUUUUGGGAGCUGUGUGAAUAACUCAGCCUCUCAUGUUGGAUCUGAGCUCCGCGGCCGAAGGAGAGAACGAGGUCACGACGCCUGGUUCUACGUCGUCGGCCAUGUUGGAUCCAAACAUCAGCACUCCUGUUCUCUCCAGGCGACGCCCGCCUCCGCCUCCGGGUCCACUUCCCUCCCUGCUGUUUGAUGUGUUAAACUCUCUCUCACACGUUAAACUGCCGUCAGAAACUCUGAUGCCACAUGAAGCCUGUCUCUGUGACGCAGACGUGAUGACAGUAUUAAAACUAAAUCUCCUAAUCUGCCUCGGAUUUGAAAACUUCACUUCUGAAAGAUCGUUUUCUGCUCAGAGGACAGACGGUACGCGUGAUGUGAUCCAUAAUCACAUCAGACAGCUAAAUAUGAAUUAACUAAAGUUAAAGGAAUGCUCAGAUGUUGGAAUGUUCCUUUAAUCCUGAUGUCAUGUUGUGAGGCAGAUUGUAUUUUUCGGUCUGUUGGUAAAGAGUCACGACUCCACUUCGAUUUCUGAGUCUGUGUGGAGAUCUGAGGAUCUCAGAGCCCAGACCUGCCCUCUGACCUCUGACCCCCGGGGGUCGUCUGCCCUCUGACCCCCGGGGGUCGUCUGCCCUCUGACCCCCGGGGGCUUCCGUAGUUGGCUGAUGCAGGCAAACUGGAUGUGUUGAUGUGCAGGUUUUCAUGCGUGAUGAUUGUAUACAAGAUUUUUUAAAAAGCAGAAGCACUUCCAGUUUGUAAGUCAGCGUCCCGCUCCUGUUCCUGUUCCUGUUCACCUGCCCAUCAGGCCCCCCCCCCCCCCCCCCUCCUCCGCUCAGCCUGGAAAAGCCUGCGGUCGCUCCGUGUUCUUGUAUUUCUGCUGUCUCCUCCUGGACCGACGGUUUGAAGCCGCUCUGUCCGCUCGGCCGCUCGGCCGCCAUGCCACCGCUCCUCUCUCGCCUCUGACUCUCAGCACAACGGUAGAACGACUGUAGUUUCCUCUCUCUCUCUCUCUCUCUCUCCUGUUUCCCUCCUCCAGCCCUCAGAACAGAAAUCAACACUUGUGAGUUGUAAGUCAUUUAUUAUAUCUUGUAAAUAACCAAAACUGUUGUGUUCUCACGCUGUAAAAUAUUUAUGCUCCUCUCCGGGAGUUAAAAAAAAAAAAAGAAAGAAACAAAAAGUAGAAUAAAUACUGAGAACACCA
Messenger RNA from Myripristis murdjan (pinecone soldierfish), 4049 nucleotides. RefSeq names its product succinate-CoA ligase ADP-forming subunit beta (gene sucla2). The transcript has 11 exons. Gene Ontology annotation, biological process: succinyl-CoA metabolic process; tricarboxylic acid cycle. The coding region runs from base 64 to 1461 and encodes 465 amino acids. The record is from RefSeq and is a predicted model, not a curated record. NCBI's taxonomy places the organism in Eukaryota, Metazoa, Chordata, Actinopteri, Holocentriformes, Holocentridae. Gene Ontology annotation, cellular component: mitochondrion; succinate-CoA ligase complex. Gene Ontology annotation, molecular function: succinate-CoA ligase (ADP-forming) activity; ATP binding; metal ion binding.